Molecule: messenger RNA, 1144 nt
Organism: Ruditapes philippinarum (Manila clam)
Lineage: Eukaryota; Metazoa; Mollusca; Bivalvia; Venerida; Veneridae
Product: platelet endothelial aggregation receptor 1-like
Exons: 11
Coding region: 65-1144 (359 amino acids)
Biological process (GO): anatomical structure development
Cellular component (GO): cell surface; extracellular region
Molecular function (GO): signaling receptor binding
Source: RefSeq, a predicted model, not a curated record
AUUAUAACAUUUGAGACAAAAGAUAGAGAGCUGUUAUCAGUUAGUACUUAGUUUUCAUACAAACAUGGCGACAAUAAAAGUUCUACUACAUGUAUAUUUAGUACUGGUCUUGCCUACAUUAUGUAUUGACGCAGACAAAAGGCUAGUUGCAGACACCAAUCUUUGUCAACCAUUACAAGCACCCGGUCACAGUACUAUAGUUUGUGGAGCCGGAUUUCCAUUCUAUUCUUGCACGGCGUCGUGCGACGCUGGGUACCAGUUCCCAUCUGGAAUGACGUCAGACAAACGAGAAUGCGACCAGAUAUUCGGGGAAUGGUUCGACCCUCCUGGCAAGAACAUAUCCGACUGUAACCCUGUCUGCAAGCCCGAUUGUCAAAAUGGCGGGAAAUGUAUCUUACCAAAUACUUGCAACUGUCCGGGUGGUUUCAUGGGUAAACAGUGCCAACACCCUGUCAGUAACUGUGCUCCACCACAUGAGCCAUCUAACGGCACGCUCACUUGUCAUCAUGAUACUUCCGGUACCAGAUGUACUGUCGCAUGUAAUAAAGGUUUCAAACCUGCACGGACUACUUCAUCAUCGUACAAUUGCUCACCGGAUGGUACGUGGUCCCCGCCGAAGUCUGAGAUACCCAGAUGUGUUUCAGAUACCAAUCUUUGUAAACCAUUACCAGCACCCGGUCACGGUACUAUAGCUUGUGGGCCCGGAUUUCCAUUCUAUUCUUGCACGGCGUCAUGCGAUGCCGGGUACCAGUUCCCAUCUGGAAUGACGUCAGACAAACGAGAAUGCGACCAGAUGUUCGGGGAAUGGUUCGAUCCUCCUGGCAAGAACAUAUCAGACUGUAUCCCGAGACAUUGUCAACCUUUACCAGCACCUGGUCACGGCACCAUUGUUUGUGGGGCCGGAUUUCCAUUCUAUUCUUGUACGGCGUCAUGCGACGCUGGGUACCAGUUCCCAUCAGGAAUGACGUCAGAAAAACGAGAAUGCGAUCAGAUGUUUGGGGAAUGGUUCGACCCUCCUGGCAAGAACAUAUCCGACUGUAUCCCUGUAUGCAAGCCCAAUUGUCAAAAUGGCGGGAAUUGUAUCUUACCAAAUACUUGUACCUGUCCGGGUGGUUUCAUGGGCAAACAGUGCCAGGACCGUUAG